GUCCUGUGUAUUAGAAAGCAUCAGUCAUUCAAAAUGCAAGCAUAAAAACAGAUAGGAAAGAAUGUAGCCUGGGCAUAGGUCCAUGCAAUUUCAGUCAACUACUCUUCAAUAAAGGUACAAUGAACACCCAGCAUGGAUAACAGUCUCUCCAGUAAGUGGUGCUGGGAGAAUCAGACAUUCACAAUCAGAAGAAUGAAACUGCCUUUUAAGUUAAGUAUUUUGAGAGACCAGAGGCAAGGGUCACUGUGGUCCCCGUUCCUAAGGCCCCUUGCAAUGUUGGUGCUCUGCCUCCAGGAGGCCUGGUGUGCCGAGCUUUGCUGUGCGUCAUGGACGAGCACAAUGUGGAUUCUUUCAUCUCCCUCUCUUCCCCACAGAUGGGACAGUAUGGAGACACAGACUAUCCGAAGUGGCUGUUCCCAACUUCCAUGCGGUCCAACCUCUAUCGAGUCUGCUACAGUCCUUGGGGCCAAGAAUUUUCCAUCUGCAACUACUGGCACGAUCCUCAACAUGACGACUUGUACCUCAAAGCCAGCAGCUUCCUUGCCCUCAUCAAUGGGGAGAGAGACCAUCCCAAUGCCACUGUGUGGUGGAAGAACUUUCUCCGACUGGGCCGCCUGGUGCUGAUUGGGGGUCCUGACGAUGGAGUCAUCACUCCCUGGCAAUCUAGCUUCUUUGGUUUCUAUGACGCCAACGAGACGGUCUUGGAGAUGGAGGAGCAGCUGGUUUAUCUGCGAGACUCCUUUGGGUUGAAGUCUCUCUUGGCCCAGGGGGCCAUAGUGAGGUGUCCGGUGGCUGGGAUCUCUCAUACCACCUGGCACUCCAAUCGCACGCUCUAUGAUAGUUGCAUUGAACCAUGGCUCUCCUGAAGAUAUCCUCAGGAAUUCCCCAGCCCAGAGACCAAGUGGUGGCCUUGGGAAGCAGAUGCCAGGCUCUGGCACGCCUGUGACCACCUCAUCGCCCCCACACUGCCCCACCCCACCAGGGCUCCCUGAAUCCUCCCCUCUGCUCCUCUGUGAAUGACAAGUCCUGGUCCCCUACCUCAUGUCCUCAUCUGGGGACAUCUCCAUGCGCCCUCUUUCUCCCAGGGCUGAGGUUGGGAAGUGGGCACCAGGUUUCUAACGGGCUUCAUGCUGCUGCUGCUCCUCCUCCUCCGGGUCUGGCUGUACCGGAGGAGAGCCCAGCCCCUCCCCACCACAGGGGUCUCCUUCCAGACCACUCAGGACAUUUUUAGCUUCUGUUAUCCCCGUGUUCCCUUUUUUCUCACUUCCCUGUCGCCAGCCUCCCAGCCGAGAGGGACGCCUGUAAGAGGGGUUCUGCGGUUCCCCUACGGGGACGGUUCCACUUUUGAAGUGUCAGUGUUGGGGAAUAUCUGUGGCCUGCAAGGCCCAUCUCAGGUUUGGGGAUCCCCCAGUCCCUAUGAUCAGUGUUGGGGUAUCCCCUGGGAGCCUAGGUUCUUUGAGGCCCCAGGCCCUCUUUUUAACUACCCUUGAGCAGGUGUUCUCUGUAUUUAUAGAAAUAAAGUUCCAUUUCCUCAAAAAAAAAAAAAAAAA
Molecule: messenger RNA, 1550 nt
Organism: Peromyscus leucopus (white-footed mouse)
Lineage: Eukaryota; Metazoa; Chordata; Mammalia; Rodentia; Cricetidae
Product: lysosomal thioesterase PPT2-like
Exons: 1
Coding region: 327-866 (179 amino acids)
Cellular component (GO): lysosome
Molecular function (GO): thiolester hydrolase activity
Source: RefSeq, a predicted model, not a curated record